CUGUUUGUAUUUACUUCCAGACUUUCAAAAAACCCUUUGCUUCCCUCUAUUUAUAAACCCUAGUUUCCAGUUUCAUUCUACCACCUAAGACUUCUACUUUCUCUGUGUUAUUUCAGUGAGUUUUUGAAAUGAGAGGGAUGAAGUAUCUUACCAUUUGGUCUCUCUUUGCUGUUUUACUCUCCCAGCAGCUAUUUGCUUCCGUUACUUCCUUGAAGUUCGAGGAUGAGAAAACAUACUACUCUCCUCCCUCUGGAGGACACGGCGGUUACACUCCCACUCCUAACUGUGGAAGUCCACCUUACGACCCAACUCCUUCAACUCCAUCUCACACUCCAACCCCACACACACCAACUCACCACACGCCUCCCUGUAACUGUGGGACACCACCACACGAUCCUUCCACACCUUCACACCCUUCCACACCAUCACACCCUUCGACGCCUUCGCACCCUUCGACGCCUCCUUCUGGUGGAUACUACACAUCUCCUCCACCAAGUACUCCAGUCGUUGUGACUCCACCAACACCAAUCAUUGGAGGAAGCCCACCAACUCCUAUUGACCCUGGCACUCCUGGAACUCCUUUCGUUCCUACUCCUUUCCCACCAAUCACUGGAACAUGCGAUUACUGGAGAAACCACCCUACACUCAUAUGGGGUCUUCUUGGCUGGUGGGGAACCGUUGGUGGAGCCUUUGGUACAGUCAGUACUUCCAGUAGCAUUCCAGGGUUUGAUCCUCACAUGAACCUUCUCCAGGCACUUUCCAAUACCCGCACCGAUGCCAUUGGAGCUCUCUACCGUGAAGGCACAGCGUCUUGGUUAAACUCCAUGGUCAACAACAAGUUCCCUCUCACGACCCCUCAAGUCAGAGACCACUUUGUGGCAGGACUUUCCUCAACCAAGGCAGCAACUAAGCAGGCCCAUACCUUCAAGCUUGCUAAUGAAGGUCGUCUAAAGCCUAGAAACUAGAAACAAGAGAGUUUCCCAUUUAUGUCAGUCGUUUGUUGGUUUGCAUUAAAACAAUCUUGAUUAAUUAUCCUAUGCAGCGUGUGUGCUCAUUAGAGUUUUUAAGUAUCCUAUAGCUUCUAGUAAUAUUUAUGAUGGAUACUCCUUUUAUAUUUGAUGUUGUUUUAAAUUUUCUUGAUCUUAAA
This is a messenger RNA of Brassica rapa (field mustard), 1147 nucleotides long. RefSeq names its product protodermal factor 1. NCBI's taxonomy places the organism in Eukaryota, Viridiplantae, Streptophyta, Magnoliopsida, Brassicales, Brassicaceae. The record is from RefSeq and is a predicted model, not a curated record.